UGUAGGAAGGGCGCAUCCCGGAUAGCUAGCUGGCUAGCUGUACUCAGCAUAACGAUGGCAGUUAACCUCAGCAAAAAUGGCCCUGCAUUAACAGCUGCUUUUAAAGAAGUGGUAGAUGAAAAAUCCAAUACCAACUGGGCCUUGUUCACCUACGAGGGAAACAGUAAUGAUAUCCGCCUGGCAGAAAAAGGGGAUGGAGGACUGGAGGAGCUAGUUGAGGAACUGAACAGUGGAAAAGUGAUGUACGCUUUCUGCCGGGUCCAGGAUCCAAAUUCUGGUCUGCCUAAAUAUGUCCUCAUCAACUGGACCGGAGAAGGGGUGAAGGAUGCCAGGAAAGGAAUAUGUGCAAAUCACGUCAGCUCCAUGGCCAAUUUUCUUAAGGGGGCCCAUGUCACAAUAAACGCCAGAGCAGAGGAGGAUGUUGAACCUGAGGUGAUCAUGCAAAAGGUGGCUAAAGCCUCCGGAGCGAACUACAGCUUCCACAAAGAAGCUUCCAGCCGCUUCCAGGACAGCGGUCCGCAGGGUCCCGUGGGUUCAGUGUACCAGAAGACCAACGCGAUGUCAGAAAUCAGAAAGACCAACAAAGACACCUUCUGGGCUCAGGCAGAGAAAGAAGAGGAGAAACGCCGGCAGGAGGAGCGGCGCAAGGCAGAGGAGGAGCGCCAGCAGCUGGAGAAAGACAGGAAAGACCGGGAGGCCAAGGAGGCAGUGCAGAGGGACAAAAGGGACAAGGAGAGGGCCACUCUAAUCGAGCAGCAAAAGAAAUACCAGCAGCAGCAGGAAGCCGAGAGUAAAGAGAAGGAGAAACGUUGGGAGGAGCAGGAGGAGAACCAGGAGGCCCAGAAGAAAGCGGUCAAGAGAGGUGAAUCUGUGGAAAAGGCCAACGAGGCGGCGUCUCUCAUCUCUCAGCGUGCUUCAAACCCCAGAGAGAUGUUCAAGCAGAGAGAGAGAGGAAUAACUCCCAGUGACUCAGACGUCCCGUCUGCUGCCCCUGCUAGCCCCCAGCCAGGGCGUCUGCAAAGCCCUUUUCUGUCUAAGCCAGUGUAUGAAAGUGAGCGAGCCAGCUCACCUCAGCGCCAAGCUUCUCCUGUGCCAGCAGGCUCCGCCUCUCCUGUCCGUGCCACAGAGCCCGAUGUAGAUGACGGACAGUCCAGGUGUGAGUAUGAUGAGCAGGAGACGCCUCCCCAGGAGCAGCCGAAAGAGGAAGCACCAGCUGCCAACUCCUACGUCCAAGAGACGGCUUAUGAAGAGCCGGCCCAGAUGGAGGAGAGUAACUCCUAUGAGGUGACUGCUGAGGAGGCCUCAGACAGAGGAAUCUGUGCCAGAGCCUUGUAUGACUACCAGGCCGCCGACGACACGGAGAUCUCGUUCGAUCCCGACGAAAUCAUCACCGGGAUCGAGAUGAUAGACGAGGGCUGGUGGCGAGGUUACGGCCCAGACGGCCAUUUUGGAAUGUUCCCAGCCAAUUACGUGGAGCUCAUCUAGCCCGGCGCACCUCUCCCACCCCACCGCCCCAGAUUAUCACACUGGCAGCGCUGGCAAAGGACCUCUGCAGUAAAACAACACACAGCAAAGUCAGACCUCGCACACAAGUGAGCUGAUCAGGCUGGAACGGAGCAAACGACCCUCCACAUCGUGGACCAAUGAGCGGAUGGUGAUCGUGGGCCAGAAGCUUUUGAAAUCUCUCCACAUUUCAAGAAAGCAAUUCCAUUAAAUCGUUGAUGUUGUAAGCAAAUGAUGGCGUAGUUUAGGGAUUUGUGAAGAGCCAUCGGCCGACCAAAACUCCCUCCACUCCCCCCAAACGAUACAUCCCUUACCUGUAAAUGUGAUGCAGUACAGUAUCAGCCUUUGUUAUGUCUUAAAUUCAAUUGUGAGCAUUAAUAGCACUUCUUGUUAGCAUUCCUUACAGAGUGACUUCAGUUCUAUUUCAGGUAUAAUUUUGUUGUCACUUGUAGCAAAUGCUCCUGUACAUUUCAGGAAAAAAGAAUCAAAGAUGGCGGUACCGGCUGCAGUAAAACCUUCUGCCUUGUUUUUGCCUUUCUUUACCGGCAGACUGAAUUUUCCUUUUUUUUACGUGAUCGAACUUACAUCCUGUGUGAAUUUCAAACCGUGUUUAGUGCUGAUCUGACUGUGGUUGAAGUGAAUAUUUAAAAAAAAAACACGAAACGGAUCAUGUUUGCUGUGCUCUGGACGGUCUUGAUUAAAAAGGCUUUGGUGGCGGAACGCUUAAAACGAUUCUGUGAGUGCAUAACAGCUGUUUUCAUUUCAAAUCCUUUCUCAUCUGAGUCAGAUUACUUCAACAUUUCAACAUAUUUAACUUUUUUGGGGGGGAUCUCGCUGGUCUGAGGUUGAUUUUGAGUGCACAACAUGAUCUCUAAUAAGUGAUAUGUGGUAUUCUGAUGCCGUAAUGAGGAGAAGUGGAUGCAGUUAUCGGUGACAUUUCAUUUGAACAGUUUGACAGCAGGAUUUACACGAGUUCACUGUUUUUAUCGUGGAGCAAAAUUUUGCUCGUUUAAGCUUUUAGGUCAGUUGAAAAAAGGAAAAAUGAAUUAAUCAUGAAUAGAAACGGGCAUCAUGUACUCACUGCAUUAUUCAUGAUUGUUUUUCCAGAGUCUAUUGUAACGCACAGACAUUCUUCAUAAUAAAACGAAUAAACAAGC
This is a messenger RNA of Chelmon rostratus (copperband butterflyfish), 2660 nucleotides long. It is a transcript of the gene dbnlb, whose product is annotated as drebrin-like b. Lineage: Eukaryota; Metazoa; Chordata; Actinopteri; Chaetodontiformes; Chaetodontidae. The record is from RefSeq and is a predicted model, not a curated record. The transcript is spliced from 15 exons. The coding region runs from base 55 to 1485 and encodes 476 amino acids. Gene Ontology annotation, molecular function: actin filament binding. Gene Ontology annotation, cellular component: plasma membrane; dendrite; lamellipodium. Gene Ontology annotation, biological process: positive regulation of axon extension; regulation of actin filament polymerization; positive regulation of dendritic spine morphogenesis.